This is a messenger RNA of Sphaeramia orbicularis (orbiculate cardinalfish), 7224 nucleotides long. It is a transcript of the gene fbxo41, whose product is annotated as F-box protein 41. NCBI's taxonomy places the organism in Eukaryota, Metazoa, Chordata, Actinopteri, Kurtiformes, Apogonidae. The coding region runs from base 354 to 2861 and encodes 835 amino acids. The transcript has 14 exons. Gene Ontology annotation, molecular function: protein binding. The record is from RefSeq and is a predicted model, not a curated record.
GGCCUGCUGCUCUCUGCUGCAGAGAGGGGCUGCGUGACGUCACUCCGUGCUGGAGCGGUUCCUUUGGCUGAAGCGGAAAAAAAUGGGGAGAAGACAGCGAGGACCUCAGGCAGGGGAACCAUAAGUGAUGAAGUGAAAGGGGGUCCUGAAUGUUGCCACUAUGUGUGGUCAUGUGACUGAGCUGGGCUCUUCUAAAGCACAUGGGAUCUUUCUUCCUCCUACUGAUUUGAUCUAGUUGCCCGGUAGAUUUCACCAUGAGAGGAUCUGUCAGGUGCUCGACCUCUGUGCCCUCAUACUGGCGCUACCGUUGCGUUGCGUGAGCGCCCCCUCUCUUCCGGCAGUUACUGCACGGAAUGGCCUCUCUGGACCUGCCAUACCGCUGUCCUCGCUGCGGGGAGCACAAGCGCUUCCGAAGCCUGUCGUCUUUACGCGCUCAUCUGGAGUACAACCACACGUACGAGACCCUCUACGUCCUCUCCAAAUCCAACAGUGUAUGUGACGCCGCUGCUCUGCUGCCCCUAGUGGCCGAGGGAGCUCUCCUCACCCCUGCCAACAACAACGACCCCUUUGAGCCAUUGCGACCUUCUGCUUUAAAGGAGAGACGUUUCCCUUGCCGUGAACUUCCUUGUGCAGACGACCUGAGUUUAACCCCAGCAAACUCCAACACUGCAGCCCGGUAUCUUCCCAAUGUGGAGUUUCCCUUGGGGGAGAUUUUCAUGAAGAAAGCUAUGACAUCCACAGACCCGGGUCCCCAUGGUAACCCCAGCACAGCUGUAGCAGUGGCAGCUAAUGUAGCAGCCAGCGCAGUGGAGGCAGCCUAUGAAGAAGGCCUGGCCAGGCUUAAAGCACGGGCCUUUGAGCGGCUAGAGCUGGAUGAGAGGCUGGAGAAACUGUCUGAGGAGGUGGAACAAAAAAUAGCGGCCCGUGUAGGUCGUCUUCAGGCGGAGCUGGAGAGGAAGAGUUCAGAAUUAGAGCGAGCCAAGCAGGAGAGUGAGCGGCUGAGCCAGGAGAAACAAGACCUGGAGGACAAAGCGUCCGAACUGUCUCGGCAGGUGGACGUCUCAGUGGAGAUGCUCGCUAACCUCAAACAGGACCUGGUGAACAAGGAGACGGAGCUCACCCACAAACAGCAGGAAGUUGCCCAGAUUGACCAGUUUCUUCAGGAGACGGCGGCACGAGAGGCCAACGCCAAGGUGCGCUUACAACAGUUUAUCGAGGAGCUGCUGGACAGAGCCGACCGCGCCGAAAAACAGUUGCAGAUCAUCAGCAGCUGUGGGACCAGCCCCAACGGCAGCCUGGGGCGCUGCAGCCUCCAGGCGUCCAAAGGCAACGGACGACAGAGAAACUCCAGCAUCUCUGGGAGCACAAGGGGCAUGUACCAAGUGUCAGACAGACGUUCCUCUCCAAGCACAGGUGCAUCAGGGCGGAUCAAGUCUGUGUCCCAGGGGUCUGGGGGUUACGACAGUGACAGCGUUGAGAUGCAUCCAAUGGAGGACUGUCCCGAGGCUCAGUACUAUCACAUGCAGUGCAGACUGGGAGAGGGGGGAUACGAGCGCUCCCCUGGCUGCGGCGGCGGUGGAUCAAGGAACUGGGGUCUUCGUAAGCAAGCUAUUCAGAAUUGGCAGCGACGGCCAUACAGGAACAGUACUGAAGGGGAGGAGGGGGACGUGUCGGACGUGGGCUCUCGGACCACUGAGUCCGAGGUGGAAAUGUGGGAGCAAGAGAGGAGAGCUGUGGCUGAAGUUCAGCAGUCUGCCGCACCCUAUCCUCACCAUGGCAGAGCCGCGUACCACCCAAACUCAGGUCGGUCUGAAGGUGUCUACAAGCCGUGUCGCCAUGAGAAGAGCCCAUCCAAGUCCAACGAGGUGAUCAGUCCGGAGAUCCUGAAGAUGCGAGCAGCCCUGUUCUGUAUCUUCACCUACCUGGACACUAAAACCUUGCUGAGAGCCGCGGAGGUCUGCCGCGACUGGAAGUUUGUAGCUCGUCACCCAGCGGUGUGGACGCGAGUGCUGCUGGAAAACGCACGCAUUUCUUCCAAGUUUUUGAGCACAUUGUCUCAGUGGUGCACUCAAACGCACUCCCUCAUCCUGCAAAACCUCAAACCGAGACAGAGGGGAAAAAAGGAAACGAAGGAGGACUACCUUAAAAGCACACGUGGCUGUCUAGAGGAGGGUCUGGAGGCAUUGUUAAAGGCCACAGGAAGUAACCUGCUGAUACUGAAGAUUUCACACUGCCCCAACCUGCUGACUGAUCGCUCCCUCUGGCUGGCCAGCUGCUACUGCCGAGCGCUGCAGGCUGUAACCUACAGAAGCGCCACAGACCCAGUUGGCCAGGAGGUGAUCUGGGCUCUUGGAGCAGGUUGUAGAGACAUUAUCUCCCUCCAGGUGGCACCACUACAUCCAUGCCAACAACCUGCUCGCUUCAGUAACCGAUGCCUUCAGACCAUCGGGCGAUGUUGGCCACACCUUCGGGCUCUGGGAGUGGGCGGGGCUGGAUGUGGUAUUCAGGGACUCGCCUCACUGGCGAGGAACUGCAUGCGUCUGCAGGUGCUGGAGCUGGACCAUGUGAGUGAAAUUAACCAGGAGGUGGCAGCAGAGGUUUGCAGAGAGGGACUGAAGGGCCUGGAGAUGCUGGUCCUCACAUCGACACCGGUGACCCCCAAAGCCCUGCUGCACUUCAACAGCGUUUGCCGCAACCUCAAGUCCAUUGUGGUUCAGAUUGGUAUAGAAGACUACUUUGAGGAUCCCAACAGUCCUGAAGCUAGAAAACUAUUCGAUGAGAUGGUCAACAAGCUGCAGGCUCUGAAGAAGAGACCUGGCUUCUCAAAAAUCCUUCAUGUGAAGGCAGACAGCCUCUGCUAACGUCUUUUGUGCUGCUUGUUUCACGUCUUGGAGAGGCGCCAUCUUGGCUGCCGUCACUCAAAAAUGAAACGACCCAGCUGUUUUGAGCCCACUCCACAGGGGUUUAAUCUGCCUUCAGCUGCAACAGAAACCACAGCAGAUUGCAAUGACGAACAAGGACCAAGGCUCAAUGUGCAUAAUCAACAACAAGUCAUUUACUGUUCCAGUAGGAGAAUCAAUAUCCUCUUAAUGUCGGAAAGACAUGAAAAUCUUUCAAAGGCUCAUUUUGCCUGUGAGGAUUUUGACAGUGGCACUAUAUAUCAGACAAAGGGCCCGUUUCACACUUCACAAACUUUACAAACUACCCAAACCUAUCAUAUUCCUCUUUCUCAGCUGUCUUUUUGCUUUCACCAUAAGAUUGGAUCCUGCACUGAGCCAGACCUCUUUGUCGAAACACCUGGAGCCAGGUGACAGCGCUGUAUUUACCCGUCUGCAUCUUACAUACAUAUGCUUGACGUUACCUGGAACCUACAAUACCAACCGCUUAUGUGCAGGAGCUCAUUAUACCGCAUAUAUUUUCCACAAAGAUUAACUUAAAACACUGGCAGGGCUUUGAAAUUGGUGGGGAAUCGAAUUGUGAGUUCUCUUAUCUAAGGAGACACUGUUUUUUUCUCAGAAUUAGACUGAAUAAGUGGUUUUCAUCCAGACUUCCCUGCACUACAUUGAAACUGGACAAAAGACAACUUUCAGCUCUUAGAAGACACACAUACUGCUUCCACUCAGUACAAAAACAUGCUGUACCAGCUCCAGACACAGUGUAGAGAGCAAAGACAGCCUCGAAGACUGACCAUCUAUAUUGCCACUGCAUGGCAGCGAUGCUUCUACCAUCCUCUGCUUCCAAUGUGAAAAGGUUAAAACGAUCAUGUCAAAAAUCUGGGCUUUGACUCUCCUGGUUCUUUGAUUGUCGUUGUAUCUCUAGCUCUGUUGUCUUUGAGAACCGGAUGCAGUAUUUACUCUUAAACAAAGCUGGAAAAUGACCCAUAAUGCAUUUCUGUCAAUACUGGUGCCAUUUGUAACAGUGUGUGUCUGCAUUCCAGCGAGCGUUUUCUCCAAUGUGCCAUUAAUGGGAGAAGAGGGACCAUAUGAGGUGGAUUUAUAGCAAAUCUUACAUCACAUAAGGUGUCAUGUUUAGUAUGGAAACUAGUCUCUGGGUGUAUACAAGUGUGGUGUUUAUCUAUCAUGUGAAUUUCAUACUUAGUCACACUAACGGUGCCAUUCAAUGGGCUUGUCAUGGCAUCCCAGUUUUUUCAUCCACCGGCUCCCUCUGUUGGUGUUUCCAGGCAACUACACAGCACGGUGUGACACGACACCCUGACUGACCGACUCCAGCAUAGACCGAGCACCAAUUACCGAGGGGUCAGUGUUCACUUUCACCUUUAUGUUGAAAGCUUCAUUCAAUUUAGAAUACAAUGCAGGAUCAGACAAAAAGUAUGAGUAGCAAUACUAACAGACAAAGUGGGGACAUUUAGUGUACACUCCACUGUGCUGCAAAUAACGUAAAGAGGAGCUCCACUGAAGUUUCACAACAAAAAACAGAGUACUAUUCAGCCUGUACAACACAGCGACUCUGGAGGAGCUUCUUGACAUCUAAAACAAUUAUAGCCUGUAACCACGGUUGUUAUGGUUUUGUUUUGUUUUUUUUGUUUUUUAACUUUUCAUUAGUUAUUUUGUUUUGACUUUUUGCUUUCAAUUGCGGUUUUUAUUUGAUUUUAAAGCUGGUUUUCUACUUGAGUCGAUCUUAAUUUUGUUUUAGUCUUUAUUAGUUUUGACGUAAGUGGCAGACUUUUUGUGGUAAUAUGAAGAGAGUAAGUAACCCCAUAUGAAACUUGAGUGCUUGACUUUAAUCUCCAUGAUGUCAGACCUGGACAGAAUGGCAACACAAACACUGACAUAAUGCACUGUUCUGACAUAAAACUGGCUAAGCUUAAGAUGUUUAGAAGUAAGAAGUAAAACCCAAAGGUCUUAGCUUCUAAAAUGACAAAGCCAGAAACUAGACGGUGUUUUUUCCUUUUUUUUUUUUUUUGUUGUUAUUUCAUUAGUUUAGCCUCGCUUUAAAGUUUACUUUUAACAGGAAAUUAUGCUUUAACAGUGGGUGUGGAUAUGUGUGUGGAACUGGGAUGUUUUGAAGAAUUUAGUUUCAUUCCUGGAGUUUGGAUCCACCCUUUUGUUAUUAUUAUAAAUCAAAUUCUCACACGUUGACUAAAGUGCAAUAUGGAGGACCCCUUUAAACACUCUACUACUGGACCCCUGCUGUCACCUCGAUGUAAACUAAUACUGCAAACAGUUGGUAAACUUGUCUGGAAAUUGAUCCCACACAACACAACAUUUUUUCACAGGUUGCUCAUUUUUACCUCGGACUCCUUACUCGCCACAGGGUGACUAGCGUAGCCUCUAUAACACAUCUUGACAUUUCAUGGGCGGGGUGUGCAACAGAGCAAGGUGGCUGUUUCCAGGACAUUUACAAUCCACUGAGGAGGAUGAGGAUGAGGAGAGAUUGUUCAGACUCUGCUUCAUCAUCCAAAUGUCCCAAGGACUCGUGUAGCUGCAUAUUGUUAUAAUGACGUGUGUGUUCAACGUGAGAACAGUUGUGGCUGUCCAUUUCUUCAUGUUCUUCCAGUACUGCAUAUUAUUAUCUUAACAGGCACAGAUUGUCCACUGAGGUUUGGAAGAGAGAGAAGGGGGGGGUGUCAUGAAAAAGGUGUACAACUUUGCUGACACAAUAGAGAAAACAUAAUGCACUUAUUGAUUUUGUUUUAGACAAUCCUGCCUUCGCUAUCAGCCCCUCUGUACAUAACAUUUGUAAAAAAAAAUUAACAAACAAACAAAAAAAACACCAAAAAAAGAACGUUUGAUGUUAUAUAAUAUUAAUAUUAUUCUGAGUGGAACAAGUUGAAGUUUACAGGUUGUCAUUCUGUAAGCAUUUUCUCCAAAGUUGAAUGAAAGAUAAACAUAGAGAAUUAUAUUAUGUAUAACAGUAGUGUUGAAAUUGCAGUUGUGUAUUAGAUACUUUAUAUUAAAUGUGCAUCAGAGUCAUAUAGAGAUGGAAAUUAUUUAAGAAGAGGAUAAAGAUGAUAAUUCAGCUAUUUAUUUCUAUAAAAAAAGAGCGAUGUGUAUAAUGUUGGCAUGUUUGUGUUCAAGCAUCAAUCAUUAAGUUGCCUUCUUAACUGUUCUGCUACUGUGGCAAGAAAAUUAUUAGAUGUUAAAAAGCUUUGAUUGCCUGCAGGUUAAUAACGUUUCUCCUUAUUUGAUCAAGUCUGUUGUUGCACUAGUGAGAAAAAAAAAAAAGAUAUUUCAGAUGUUUAUUAUAAGAGUGUUGUUUUUAAUGUUCAGCUAUUUCUCAGUAUUUGACAAAAUAUGAUGCACUUUUUUCUGGAACACUUUUAUCGGCCUGUCGGUCAUCAUUAAAAGCCCGAAACGACGCUGGGUUUCUGCCUGUGAGGCGCUUGGCGUUUUCUGCUGUAGAAAGAAAAACGGACAGAGUACUUCUGUUGGUUUAACAAAUGAAGGUUGGGAAAACACGGUGGUUGCAUAUGAACUUCAAUGAGAGAACAGAAUUCCAAUUAGCCUCUUUUCUCUUACACCACAUCUGUCAUCUGUGUCUCUUUGGUUUCGGAGGUUAAAUACUGAACCUGAUUCUUUUGCAUUCAAGUGCUUUUUAGGUUGGUUGCCAAUAUGACCUUAUGCUCACCUUUGUAUCUGUGUUAAUUUUUUUUUUUUCUUUUUAAUUAUUUCUAGAUUAUCUCCUCAUACCAACAGUACAUUUGCUUUAUUGUGAAAAUGGACCUGUUGAAGAUGUUUCACAGCUCUGAAACUACAGAUUAGAGGAGUCAAUUACGCCAGAAACAUUUUUGGCUCAACGUCUACAUCUUUGUCUCUCUUAAUCUUAACGCACAUCUGAUUUAUAUAUCGAUUAUACCAAUGCGGUUCAUCUGUAACAUGUUUGUUUGGUCUUUUAAUCCACUUGCGUUCCUUCUUUGUGUGUCAUAUUGAAAAGCAGUGUCUGAGUGUUGAUGUACCUCUCUGUACAGAGUUUAUGUAUGAAUGAUUGUACUCUGCCCAUUCAUCUGAAUAGUAUUUUACACAUUACCUCAACACUUAUCUGGGCAAUUAAGUGUGUAGUUUGUAAUUUUUUCAUUCAUUUUUGACAUCAACAGGUAUGCCAAUUGAACUUCAUCCAUGUUGCUACUACGACAAAACAGAUUUUGUUGCUGAGAAAACCUUCCCAAAAGACGAUCAGCCUUCUCUGAUGACUGCAAUAGAUGGAAAUGUUUUACUACUCAUUUUCACUCAUUUGUUGUCAUCAAUAAAACUGCUUUAAAUUGUA